AGUCUCAGUCAUUGCCAAUCAAAUCAGACUCGCUGUACUCUGCAAUCCAAUCUCAAUGCAGAGGAAGAAGAAGAAGACGCAAAUCUCUAACCAAAUUUAACGGCAAUUCCCUCCUCCCUCCUCCUCAGAUCUUCCCCUCCCUCUCUCUCUCUCUCUCUCUCUGUUUCCGCGGUUUCUCUCUUCCAAUCAAGAAUAUCCGACAUUUUUAGCAGAAAUCAAGAAAAUGGGUUCUUUGCCCACAUUCUCCAUAGACCUCCCGUCCGCCGAUCCCAAGCCCGCCACCGAAUCCGUCGACGCGGCCACUCUUCUCAACCUCUUCAAAGCUCAGCAGGGUCACCUCAACUACUUCUUCAAGCACCUCGACCUCUCCCAAACCCUGGCCUUCACCCAGGCCCUCCUCCGCUUCUCCUCUCUCGGCGGCACCAUCUUCUUCUCCGGCGUCGGCAAGUCCGGCUUCGUCGCCCACAAGAUCUCCCAGACCCUCGUCUCCCUCGGCACCCGCUCCGCCUUCCUCUCCCCAGUCGACGCCCUCCACGGCGACAUCGGCAUCCUCACCUCACGCGACGUCCUCGUCCUUUUCAGCAAGUCCGGCAACACCGAGGAGCUCCUCCGCCUCGUUCCCUGCGCCCGCGCCAAGGGCGCCUUCCUCAUCUCCGUCACCUCCGCCGAGGACAGCCUCCUCAAGGGCUGCUGCGACAUGAACGUGUGGCUCCCCCUCGAGCGGGAGCUCUGUCCCUUCGAUCUGGCCCCCGUCACCUCCACCGCCAUCCAGAUGGUGUUCGGGGACACGGUGGCCAUCGCUCUGAUGGGAGCGAAGAAUCUGUCGAAGGAGGCUUACGCUGCCAAUCACCCCGCAGGGAGGAUCGGGAAGAGCCUCAUCUUCAAGGUAAAGGACAUCAUGAAGAAGCAAGAUGAACUCCCUGUGUGCAGGGAAGGGGACCUGAUAAUGGACCAGCUGGUGGAACUUACGAGUAAAGGGUGUGGAUGCCUGCUUGUAAUCGAUGAGGCCUACCAUUUGAUUGGAACUUUCACUGAUGGUGAUCUUCGGCGUACCCUUAAGGCCAGUGGAGAGGGCAUCUUCAAACUUACGGUCGGGGAAAUGUGCAACAGGAACCCAAGGACCACGAGCCCAGACACGAUGGCAGUGGAAGCGAUGAAGAAGAUGGAAUCCCCACCAUCACCCGUACAGUUUUUACCUGUCAUUGAUCACAAUAAUGUCUUGAUUGGCAUCGUCACAUUGCACGGGCUAGUCUCGGCGGGGCUCUAAUUUCAUUGAACUUAUUCUUUCCCAUUCCUUUACGCCUUUCUAUUUAUCAUGAGAAGUCAAUUGUUUCUUCAUAUAUUCGAUUCAGUUUUUGCAGUAGCUUGUCAAAAGUGCAAAUUCAAUGCAAGCGGUAUUCCAGUCUAAAAUAGCUGAAGAUAGUAAUAGUCAUCGGUCAUAUGUUUAAGUUGCAUCAGCAUUGUAUUAUUUCAUUACAUUGUCAUGUAGUAGCAGUUCUGCCAGGAAAGUUACGAGUGCUGCAAAAUUUGGUUUACUGCUAAUAUAUUGUAGCUCUCAUUUAUAAUUACGGGUUUAACUUAUUUGUAUGUUUCAAUUCCAUCCUCUGUAGGAUUAGAAGAAUUUCUCUGCGGCCAUGUUUUUUCCUCUGAUCAAGUUUCCUUCUUUGUUGGUUUGCUGGGCAAUUCUUUAUGUUUCAGCUCGAUAAGCGAUUUUUACAUUUUUACUGUUCAAUUGUGCUGAUGAAUACUCUACAUGGAUAGUCGAUGUACAGUGUACAGGAUGCUUGCACAGCUCCCUAAAUUUUGGAAGUGAUUGCAUUUCAUCCCACCCUCGUUCAAAUGUAACAGUCAUUGCUUGUAAAAGUUUGGAGCCGAACUAUUCCAAUCUAUUGCUGUAAGAAAAUGUGGGAGCUACUUCCAGGUCGGUCCAUGCGCUGCCAAGCUAAGCCGGGCAAUGUAGUCAGCCUCCCCGUGGAUGAGUAAACUGUCUUUCUUCCAGCAGGCUGUCUUCGGUCCAAGCCGGCCUCCUUUGUCUCCUGUGUUUCCUCCUCGGAUUGGAUGGUUUGCUGCUUCCUCUCCGUCCUGAGUCCUCCAUCUAAAGGUGGUGGUUGCUCUAGCAAACUAUCAUUAAGGCAGAAGAUCAGCCCAGCUCAGUUCGGUCCAUUGAAGCCGGUGCCCUUGUUGCCCCGGUCUAUGUCCAGCCAGUACUAAAUUCCAGAACCAUGGUUGCACCAAAUAAAUGAAACAAAUAAAUAAAGGCAGCUCUAAUGGUACCCGGUAGAGAUUUUCGGGUAAAAUUUGUCCUGAUUAUGUGGAUCAAUAAAAAUGUCGAGUCGCGUGUUUUUUUGGAUUGUGUAA
Messenger RNA from Punica granatum (pomegranate), 2358 nucleotides. The record is from RefSeq and is a predicted model, not a curated record. NCBI's taxonomy places the organism in Eukaryota, Viridiplantae, Streptophyta, Magnoliopsida, Myrtales, Lythraceae.